This is a messenger RNA of Aspergillus nidulans FGSC A4, 1463 nucleotides long. Its product is annotated as 4-amino-5-hydroxymethyl-2-methylpyrimidine phosphate synthase. Gene Ontology annotation, biological process: thiamine diphosphate biosynthetic process; thiamine biosynthetic process. The transcript has 3 exons. NCBI's taxonomy places the organism in Eukaryota, Fungi, Ascomycota, Eurotiomycetes, Eurotiales, Aspergillaceae. The coding region runs from base 333 to 1358 and encodes 341 amino acids. The record is from RefSeq and is a predicted model, not a curated record.
UCUCAAUCUUCACAUUCAGAAUCUCGAUCAAGCCACCACCAAUAUUUCGAUUGGUACGGAGCCAUAAUGUGACGGACUUUCGCUAUGGGUUCAGACGGGUCAAGGUAUCGUACAGAUUAUCCAAACAGUCACUGCAUCCGCAUGACAGGUGUUCGGCCGGGGUCAAACCCGGUCGUUCUGAGAUUAUACUGUCAUAACUUGAUCUAGAUAAUACUAGCGAAAGGACAUGCGUUGCAUUGAUUGCCCCCUUUUUGAAAGGAAGAGAGCAUAGUCUCUCAUGCUGACAACUUCUAGUCACCCGAUCUGAUCCUAUCUGAUCGAAAUUUGCCAAGAUGUCUACUGACAAGAUCACGUUCUUGACUAACUGGCACGCGACCCCGUACCACGCCCCCCUGUACCUCGCCCAAAGCAAGGGAUUCUUCAAGGAGGAAGGUCUCAAGGUUGCUCUACUCGAGCCCAACGACCCAUCCGAUGUCACCGAGAUCAUCGGCAGUGGCAAGGUUGACAUGGGCUUCAAGGCCAUGAUUCACACUCUUGCUGCCAAAGCCCGCAACUUCCCCGUGACAUCUAUUGGCUCCCUCCUCGACGAGCCGUUCACUGGAGUUGUCUACCUGAAGGACAGCGGAAUCACCGAAGACUUCCGCUCCCUGAAGGGCAAGAGGAUUGGCUACGUCGGCGAAUUCGGCAAGAUCCAAAUUGACGAACUCACCAAGUACUACGGCAUGACUGCCGAUGACUACACCGCCGUUCGCUGCGGUAUGAACGUGACAAAGGCUAUCAUCAACGGCACCAUCGACGCCGGUAUCGGCCUCGAGAAUGUGCAAAUGGUCGAGCUCGCCGAGUGGCUCGCGUCGCAGAACCGUCCCCGUACAGACGUGCAGAUGCUCCGCAUUGACCAGCUCGCUGAGCUAGGAUGCUGCUGCUUCUGCUCGAUCCUGUACAUUGCCAAUGAUGCUUUUAUUGCCGCGAACCCUGAAAAGGUUAAGAAGUUCAUGAACGCCGUUAAGCGUGCCACUGACUAUGUCCUUGCUGAGCCGGCGAAGGCGUACGAGGAGUACGUUGACAUGAAGCCCAUCAUGGGAACUCCUGUCAACAGAAAGAUCUUUGAGCGCUCGUUUGCGUACUUUAGCCGCGACUUGAAGAACGUUCAGCGCGACUGGAACAAGGUUACGAACUACGGCAAGCGGUUGGGAAUCUUGGAUGCCGAGUUCGUGCCGAACUACACGAACGAGUACCUUUCUUGGACUCUGGACAAGGAUUCGACUGAUCCGCUCGGUGAUCAGAAGCGGAUGGCCAAAUUGCAGGAGCAGGUUGCUGCUGAAGGCGGUUUUCACCGGCUGGAGGUGGCUUCUGCCUAGAAGCUUUAGUAUGAAGGCUGCCUAAGUCGAUCAGCCAGCAAGCAGUGCAUAGUUUGUCGUAGUCACUCUUUAAGUCAAUAAUUAUCAUGAUUAUGCUUUUGAUUC